Mesorhabditis spiculigera is the source of this 369-nucleotide messenger RNA. NCBI's taxonomy places the organism in Eukaryota, Metazoa, Nematoda, Chromadorea, Rhabditida, Rhabditidae. The record is from the annotation of a GenBank genome assembly.
AUGAAAGGGUGGGACGACUUCUUUGGGUCGGCCACCUCUGGCAACUCCCCGGCACCCCGACCUCCUCGAAGACGUGCGGCCCGAAAGAAUGCAAUGAUGGAAAUUCGAUCCAUGAUCGACGAGAUCAAGCGAAUGCCGUUAGAAGAUUGGGGCCUGAAAAGCUCGCACGAAGCACUAAGAGAACAACAAAAAAAUGUGCGGUCGUCCUACUGUGGAGCGUAUCGCGUAGAAGGGUCCCACUAUACAUCCGCACACAAGGAGGAGUUGGGAUUCAGGAUCAAGGUCUACCCGAGGCUGAACGAUGCUAUGAAGAAAGGAGGCCCAGGAGCCCCCAUGAUCCGCGAUGCCAUCGAUUACUACGCGAUAAAU